AUGGAGUUGCGGUUUGCUUUCUUGGUGCACAUUAGAAGGGACCGGUACAUCUUCAAUGCAAAGAAUAAGAAGAAAUUCCAAGGAGGUUUCAGUUAUCGGUUGCCAAUGGCUAGUAAUUGGAGUUUCAGACAAUCUGGGGAGGCUGAAAACCAAGAUGAGGCUCACAAUGCAGUCCGUGUGGAUGAUGACGCGGUGGGUGAGGACGAAGACCUUGAAGCUGUUGAAUGGGACCCUUUGAACCCUCAUAUGGAAGAAGGUACCAUUUUUGCAUCCAUGACUGAGUGUAGAAAUGCACUUGUGACAUACUGCAUCAACGUAGAACGUACUUUCAAAGUUGACAAGAGCGAUCAAGUCAAAGUGAACCCUUUUAAGCACACAUGCCAGGAAUCAACCCUUAGGAAGGAUACAAUCAGUAGAGCCAAGUCAAGAUGGGUGGCAGAAGAAGUAAAGAAGUGGGUGAAAGAAAACCAGCAAGUGGGUCCAAAGGAAUUGCAGAAGAACAUCAAAGACAAGUUCAAGAUAGAUUUACCAUACAUUAGGUUGUUCAGUGGUAAACAACAUGCUAUGGAUUCUAUUUAUGGUAACUGGCAGGAAAGUUUUCAGUUGUUGUAUUCAUUCAAAGGUGAAGUGGAGAGGACUAGCCUAGGUAGUAUUGUAGAUAUUGACCACCACACCGUGGAGUACACAUUCAGGGGAGUGACAAAGACAAAGGAAUGCUUUAGGAGGGUUUUUGUCUGCUUUGAGGCUUGUCGCCGAGGUUUUUUGGCAGGCUGCAGGCCUUAUUUGGCUAUUGAUGCCACUUUUCUCACUGGGAGGUUUAAAGGACAGUUAGUAGCAGCUUGUGCAGUUGAUGCACAUAGUUUUGUAUUUCCAGUUGCGUACGGUGUGCUGGAGACAGAGUCUGAGGAGAGCUGGACUUGGUUUUUGCAUAAUCUGCGCCGGGCUAUUGCACAUCCCAAUGGGUUGGUCAUUAUAGAUGCCUGCAAAGGUUUAGAAGUGGCCGUGGACAAUGUGUUCCCUGGAGUAGAGCAUAGGGAAUGCAUGCGUUACCUUGCUGCAAAUUUCAUGAAGAAAUUCAAAGGAAAGGUGUAUACCGACAAUUUAUGGCCAACAUCUUUGACUUGCAGUAUGAAGAAGCAGAACUACCACUUGAGGCAGUUAUACAUGAAUCCCAAAGUGAAAGAAUACUUGAAAACACACCACUCCAAGUUAUGGGCCAGAAGCCAAUUCAGUGAACCGAGCAAAGUUGACUAUGUGCACAAUAUUCUAGCAGAGUCUUUCAACUCAAUGAUCCGGAAACUAAAGGGUCAUUAUGUGGUGGAUUUGCUUGACAGGAUAAGGAUAGAAUACUUGCAGAAAUUUCAUUAUCGUGCAGGAAUAGCCGAGGAAAAAUUCAUGGGCCACAUUAUCAUCCCUGCCAUGAUGAAUGAACUGAAGCAGAAAACAACAGGCUUGGAAAUGAACAUGACUCUUUGCUCGGGUACCACAGCAGAUAUCAUAUUUGGAUAA
Molecule: messenger RNA, 1509 nt
Organism: Aegilops tauschii subsp. strangulata
Lineage: Eukaryota; Viridiplantae; Streptophyta; Magnoliopsida; Poales; Poaceae
Source: RefSeq, a predicted model, not a curated record